Messenger RNA from Orycteropus afer afer, 492 nucleotides. RefSeq names its product 3-hydroxy-3-methylglutaryl-CoA lyase (gene HMGCL). Lineage: Eukaryota; Metazoa; Chordata; Mammalia; Tubulidentata; Orycteropodidae. The transcript is spliced from 6 exons. Gene Ontology annotation, biological process: ketone body biosynthetic process; L-leucine catabolic process. Gene Ontology annotation, molecular function: hydroxymethylglutaryl-CoA lyase activity. The coding region runs from base 1 to 492 and encodes 163 amino acids. The record is from RefSeq and is a predicted model, not a curated record.
AUGGCGACAGUGAAGAAGGCGAUGCCGCUGCCACUGCUGGGCUUGGCAUCCCUCCGGGCUGUCAGCACCUCAGCUGUGAGCACUCUCCCAAAGCAGGUGAAAAUUGUGGAAGUUGGUCCCCGAGAUGGACUACAAAAUGAAAAGAAUAUUGUACCUACUCCAGUGAAAAUUAAGCUGAUAGACAUGCUUUCUGAGGUGGGACUCCCCGUUAUAGAAGCUACCAGCUUUGUGUCUCCCAAGUGGGUUCCCCAGAUGGCUGACCAUGCUGAAGUCUUGAAGGGCAUUCAGAAGUUUCCUGGCAUCAACUACCCAGUCCUGACCCCAAAUCUCAAAGGCUUCCAGGCAGCGGUUGCCAAGAAGAUGUACUCAAUGGGCUGCUAUGAGAUCUCCGGUGUGAACCUCCAGAAGCUUCUGGAAGCGGGGACCUUUAUCUGUCAGGCCCUGAACAGGAAAACCAGCUCCAAAGUGGCUCAGGCCACUUGUAAACUCUGA